Messenger RNA from Urocitellus parryii (Arctic ground squirrel), 405 nucleotides. It is a transcript of the gene Mymx, whose product is annotated as myomixer, myoblast fusion factor. Gene Ontology annotation, biological process: myoblast fusion; skeletal muscle organ development. The record is from RefSeq and is a predicted model, not a curated record. Lineage: Eukaryota; Metazoa; Chordata; Mammalia; Rodentia; Sciuridae. Gene Ontology annotation, cellular component: plasma membrane; Golgi membrane; endoplasmic reticulum membrane.
CCGGUGUUGCAUCCAGCUAGGCUGUCUCCACUGCAGGGAGAUCCAGCCAGAGACUGAUUCUGAGCAGCAGUCCUGACUGCGCCCAGUCGCCAUGCCUGCCCCGCUGCUCCCACUGCUGCUGCGAGGGCUGCUGUCGCGUCUGCUGCUUCCUGCUGCCCGCCUGGCCCGCCAGCACCUCCUGCCCUUGCUGCGUCGGUUGGCCCGUCGCCUGAGCUCCCAGGAUGUUCGAGAGGCUCUUCUAGGCUGUUUGUUGUUCAUCCUCAGCCAGCGACACCCGCCAGAUGCUGGGGAGACCUCCAGAGUGGACCGCCCGGAGAGAAGGGAGAGGUUAGGCCCCCAGAAGUGAGGCCACACGUUCUGGCAGCAGCCAUAGCCAUCGCAACGCUUUCUCCUGGAAUAGGAGUA